Molecule: messenger RNA, 1051 nt
Organism: Sclerotinia trifoliorum
Lineage: Eukaryota; Fungi; Ascomycota; Leotiomycetes; Helotiales; Sclerotiniaceae
Source: the annotation of a GenBank genome assembly
CUCAACAUUGUCAGCCAUAUCUACGUAUAUCAAUGGAUUACGUAAGUACAAAAUAAUCUGAGUGAGAUGCAAAAUCAGGGAUUAUUGGUCAUCGCGGGGUAAUUCAUUGCAUCAGCCUAGCUCAACCUUCAAUCACAUCCACCACUUCACAGUCCUAGCCAUGUUUACCGGUCUUGUUGAGAUCAAGGGAGGUAUGUAAAGAAUUACUGAAUGUCAAUUGAAUCUCUCUAACAAAUCCCCAGUUGUCUCCGACAUCAAACUCGACAGUCAAUAUGGAGCCACCCUCACCAUCAGCAACGCCACCUCCAUCCUCACCGACUGCAAACUCGGCGACAGCAUAGCCGUAAACGGUAUUUGUCUCACCGUCACAACCUUCACCAGCGAUAGUUUCACCGUCGGUUGCGCCCCAGAAACUCUCCGUCGCACAAAUGUCGGUUCUCUACAAGUAAACUCCGAAGUUAAUCUCGAACGCGCCGUUUCCGCAGAUACACGUAUGGGAGGACAUUUCGUACAAGGACAUGUGGAUACGGUGGCGGAGUUGAUCAAGAGGGAAGAGGAUGGUGAGGCUUUAACGCUGAGGUUGAAACCCAGGGAUAAACAUGUUUUGAGAUAUAUUGUCGAGAAGGGUUAUGUCACGCUUGAUGGGGCUAGCUUGACGAUUACAAAGGUUGAUGAGGAGUGGUUUGAAAUUAUGUUGAUUGCGUAUACGCAGACGAAAAUCGUGACAGCGUUGAAGAAGGAGGGGGAGUAUAUUAAUGUCGAGGUGGAUCAGAUUGGGAAGUAUGUCGAGAAGGCUGUAGAGGGAUAUUUUGCACAGUCCUCUAAUGGAGAUAUGGCUAUUUUGGAGAAGAUGGUGGAGCGUAUUGUUGAGGCGAAAUUGGCGAAGUCUGGUGGGAAUUGAAAAAUUCACUUUGCGCCGUUCGAUGCCAAAUAAACCCAGUGGUAAUCAUUUUUGCUAUCUAGAUAAAAUAGUCAAAGUCUAUGACAUCUCGCUAUGUAUUACUAUGAAAAUAUGGACUGCAGUUAAGAUCCUACAUGUUCAAUGUUCGCA